Alternaria burnsii is the source of this 225-nucleotide messenger RNA. RefSeq lists its product as uncharacterized. The transcript has 2 exons. The record is from RefSeq and is a predicted model, not a curated record. Lineage: Eukaryota; Fungi; Ascomycota; Dothideomycetes; Pleosporales; Pleosporaceae. Bases 1 to 225 code for a protein of 74 amino acids.
AUGCCGCACGAAUCGUUUUCCAGCGGAAAGCGGCCUCUAAAGCCUGCGAUGAACCCGAUGACAUCAACUUCUGCUUCUUCAGCUGUAACGGACAAGGGAGACUUGGCAUUUACUCUCGAGAAUAGGAAAAGCAAGGUCACAACUUUCAACCCUCUCCUGACGCCAUCGCCAUUGCUAGAACCAAAGGUCCUGGAGCGCAAAACUAAAAUGCUAGCCCAUCGGUAG